UCUUGUUUUUGAUAUAACGGCGGGGUGGGGGGUUCGGAAGUGGCCAGGCUCCUCAUAAACCGGCUUCGAGACAACCGCUGGUUAAAACAGUACUGACGCGAAUCCAGCUUUGCGGAAAUGGUCGGAUGGGGUUUCCUUAGUUACCGCUAGUAAACAUUAACGUUACCGCCGAACAGUCAUGGCCGAGUUGUUUGGAGCUAACAGGACCUGGGAGCAGUUAUGCAAUGGGAAAUGUUCAGUCUCUAAGGAGCGGCAUCUCACUUCUACCACCCCUACUCCUUCUCCAGAUAUUCAACAGUUAAAGUAUGGCCCCAGCAUUCAGUAUCUGGAAAGAACUGUGUUUCCUGUGCUGUUGCCUGGAUUAGAAGCUAUGUUGAGAGAAGCUCUGAAACACCGCUGUGUGAAGAAGGAAAUAAAUGCAUUUAAUGGCUGUGACUUUCUGACUGGAUGGCUUUACAACAAGAAUAAGAAGAGGACUAGUGAGACUCCUCUGGAUUUCCAUAAGAUUCCCUUUGUACAGGAAUGGCUGAGCACACAUCCAAGGUCAAUUGUCCCAGUCUCUCUUCUACUGACAGAUGAGCAGGCUGCGCUUGUGAUUCAGACGUUCUGGAGAGGCUACAAGAUUCGUGUGCGUCCAGAUGUGCAGGAGUUGAGACAAUGGCAAAAAGAGCUCCGAGAAGAAAAUUGUGACAUCGCUAAAACAGUGCAGGAGUUCUGGGCACACCAGGAGAGCAGAGUUGGGUCGGAGUUGACCAACAUUGUUGAUGACUCUGACCAGCUUGGUCAGUCUGGUGUCUUGAUCCAGGUUGUGUCUCCAACCCCUUACAACACACCUGCACCACACAGCUCUCUGGAGGGUACUGUCACCCCUAGUCUGCUCAUCAUGGAGUCACAACGUGCCAUAUCACACAAACAACCUCUUCCCAACACAACCGACCUGUUACAAUGAUGAAUGCAGCAUUAACAGUUUGCAUUAUGAGUCAGGGAGGAGUUUAGUACUUUCUCUCAUGAUAAUCCUUGCCACAUUUGGUUAUAUAAUGGCUUUUAUGCCAUUAUAUAUGUUUUAAGUAUACAAAGAUGCUCUAAAAAUACUAAUGUGCACUAAUGUGCACUAAAGUCUCACACACAGUUUAGUUUCAUUCAUUUCGUUUCUGGAAUAACACUGUAUGCUGUGCUUGUAAUAUAUUACCAAGAUGAUACAAGAUAAUCUGUUUAUAGUUUGUAGAUUUACACCUGCAUUCUAAACAGGAAACAGGGACAAUGAAAAUGAUAUCCCACAUGCUUCCAUGUCCUGUACAACAGGAUGCCAUAUCGAAAGAAAGGGAAACACAGAAAAUUCUGCCAUGCGAGAAGAGCAGAUGGUGUACCUUAUCUCACCCACUAAAUAACUGACUUAAUACAGUACAGCAAAAUUGCAUGAAAAGUACUAUAAUAUUCAAAACCAUAAUAAAAUCUGUUAGUUUGCCCAUUGGCUUCAUAGUCGUCAUUUGACCAUUGAGAUAUGGUCUUUUGUGUUUAAAGAUCUGAUCAGCAACUAUUUUUAUCCACUGUAUUACUCUGUACCGUAAAUAAUAGUUAAUUAUCCAACUACGAAUUGGGAUUAAGGAGGAAAAAUUUUUUUUCUUAAUCUGGUACAUUUCCUAUAAUUACCACAACUUAUCAGAUAUUUGAAAGACAGCAAAUUGAAAGAUGUAUUUGGACCAGUCCUCUCAUAAAUUCCUUGCAUGUUGAUUAAAAUUCUGAGCCUAGCUAAUGUAAAAAGUGUCAUUGUCAAUGUGUGCCUCAGUUCGAAGGGAUAAAAAAGUAAUACAAUUAAAUUGAAUAAAUUGAUAUAUAAAUCCUGUGGCCAAGACAUGUUUUGUUUUAUAGGACAAAGAAAUGUGCAGUAUAAAAUCUCUGGGCUGUGCUACAUACUAAGCUUAGGCUAAGCCCUUUAUGAGGAGAUGUUUGCUCAUGAAUUAUAACAGCAUCAGUAGUAAAUGAAAUUAUUUUAUGACAACACCUUAUCUUUUUGGUGAGGAAUGCUUUCUUGUGCUCCAAAAAUUCUACAAACUCCAAUUAAUAACUGCAAAGAUAACACUUUAUUCAAUUAUUGUCUGGACUCUUUCACAGAAACAGUGAACUUUUUUUAAUUGGGGAAACAAGUUGUACAUAAAGGCAUGCUGUGUCACAGCUAUGAUGAACUGGCACUGUCCCUAAUUGUCUGAAGAUAAGACAAUUAAGGAGUGGGUCAUAUAGA
Molecule: messenger RNA, 2239 nt
Organism: Pygocentrus nattereri (red-bellied piranha)
Lineage: Eukaryota; Metazoa; Chordata; Actinopteri; Characiformes; Serrasalmidae
Gene: iqck
Product: IQ motif containing K
Exons: 8
Coding region: 179-949 (256 amino acids)
Molecular function (GO): protein binding
Source: RefSeq, a predicted model, not a curated record